GGGUGUACCUACAGCCAUGCCUACGACUUAGAUUGAGUUGAGCGCCUCCUGCUCUGCGCUACACUACCGCCAGACGGACACACAUUCUUCCAUUCAGUCAGUCAGUUGGCUUGUCUGACGCCAAAGUGCAAGUCGGCUAUAGUCUCCCCUCUCUCGGGAUUUGUUUUGAGAGAAAGAGCGUUGUUUCUGUACAGCAAAAGAAAACGUGUGUAUAUUGGUUAUUUUGAAUGCGCUUGGAGAAAGUUACAUUUGACAUUUUUCUUGCAAAAACGCGGACACAAUGUGACAAUGUUGACCAGCAGACUGGGUUAUCCAUGACGGAUUGGUAAAGAGCUGUUCAUUAAUCAAGGAAAAGGGACGUAGAAAUGGGGAAACUUCAGUCCAAACAUGCGGGCAAACGUAGAGAGAACCCCGAAGGAGACAGUUUUGUUGUGAACGCUUUCCUCCGAAGAGCGAUGGGGGACUGUGAGAUAUACAGCCCCUCAGAUCACAGACUGAACAACAUUCAGGAGUUUCCACAUAGUGAGCUGAAGGGGAGACAGCUCUUAGACCAUCACUGUCCUCUAGAGGGAAGACUAGCUGUCGUCAUGGCGUCAGCUAAUGGGGAUCUGAAUAAAGAUGAAGAUGUGUGUUGUUGUGUUGUGCCAGUGGAUCUCCCUCCAGAGAAGGCUGCUGAGGGCUGUGACAGUUACCUGCAGUCCCCCCACACAGACCCAGGGCCAGACAGGCAGCUACCGAGAGGAGGGGACGCAGGCAAAGUCUCUGGGAAGAAACGCAUCAGCCUGGAUGACCUCGAGUGUGACGUAUCAGUGGAGGAAGAUAAUCGUCAGGAAUGGAUCUUCACCCUCUAUGAUUUUGACAACAGUGGCAAAGUUACUAAAGAGGACAUGUCCAGUCUGAUGCACACCAUCUAUGAUGUGGUGGAUGCUUCGGUCAAUCACUCGUCCUGCCACAGUAAGAGGAGGACCCUACGGGUCAAGCUGACCGUCGCCCCAGAGCCCAGUGCUCGGAGGAGAGACCACAUCUCCACUGGCCCAGACCGGGAGUCAGGACGCCUUCACCAGGAGGAGGGACGAUCAGCAGACAGACGGCUUUCUUCUCAUAUCAGGCCAGCCCUCCCAGGUCAGAGCAGUGAGGGACAGCAUUACUGUGUGGAUGAGAACACUGAGAGGAGGAAUCACUAUCUGGACCUAGCUGGUAUAGAGAACUACACCUCCAGGUUUGAAGGAUCCACCCCUCCCCCGCCCCCCCAGGAGACCCAUCUGCAGACCUCCCAGUCCCAGAACCGCUCCCGUUCCCAGGAGCCCGAGGCCCACGCCGCCCACGCCCACCAGCGCCGCUCGCAGGUCAUCAGUGAGAACUACACCCCUCUUGAAGCCCGGGGUCGGGGCGCGUCACACUUCCUGAAGUCCCCCAGAGGAACAUCUAAAGGAUCCGGCAUCGGAGGGACCACUGGGGGACUUGAAAGGGCCAAGUCUAGUAAAUACCACGCUGGGGGUCAUUACCCUCCUCAGCCUCCUCCUCUCCAGACCCUGCUGCAUACAGGGACCUCCUCAUCUGGGGGGCAUUACCCUCCUCAGCCUCCUCCUCUCCAGACCCUGCUGCAUACAGGGACCUCCUCAUCUGGGGGUCACGGAGGUCAGGAUGUGUACCAUCUCCCCUCCUCCAGCCACCACCAGCACCCUCUGCAGCACAGCCACAGCAAACGGCUCCGGGCCAAAGCCAGGGAGGGUCAGGGCCUGUCGCCGUCCAAAACGCCCCUGUCACCUCACUCCAAUCCCCAGCAUCAGCAUCAGGGUCCCCCUCCUCCCUGUCUGGAGAGGGAGAAGGAGAGGGAGCAGGGGUCUGGGCUGCCCGGAAGCCCUGGGUCCUUUGUGUUGCCUCUGGUGCAGCGUCACGAGCACCGACACCACCACGAACACCACCAUCACCACCACUACCACCACCACCACCAAACAUGACCCAAUAGGACGCCAGUCACAGUAACAGUCAGAGACUGAGAGACCUUUAAAGGGCCGACUGACCACACCCGUCUGUCUGAAGAAGGACUCAACCUCCUCGCCCAAUGGGAAUGUCUCCACUUCUGUCCUGAGGCUGCCCAAUUUGAGGUGGCACCCUAUUCCCUAUAUAGUGCACCACUUUUGACCAGAGCCCUAUUGGUUAGCCCUAACUCUAACCCUGUAGACGUUUGCCAAAUGUGGUGCACUAUAUAACAAGGUGCCAUUCAGACAGCCCAGGAUCUGAACCCUCCUCCAUUUCGUGCCAGGCAGGCUGCCAGAGCCAGACAGUUUCCCUGAGAUAUCCUGGGAUCAGACACACUGAUGGAAACUGGAGUGUGGCUGACUUGACUGCUGUGGUUAUUCCAUUGUAAAGGGUUGCUGAAGACACGGUGGUGCAGUUUUGUAAGACGUUUUCUAUGGCACAGUUCUGAAUCUGAAUCAAAUGAGGUUAAACGUCCUGCUGGACCAAGCUACUCCUCUCUACGCGUGGACCUUCACAAAGGGAGAACAGAUACAGUACAGCUCUAUGUGGACAGAGGUCAGAGGUCAUCAAAAGUGACAUCAUUUCCUCCUUGGUGUUGACCCAUAGAUUUUCUUGUUCCCAGAAGCAAGGUACUGUCUCCUUCGUCCCAAAUGACACACUAUUCCAUUUUAUAGUAUACAACCUUUAACCAGGGAUCAUAGGACUCUAGUCUAAAGUAGUGCACUAUUUAGGGAAUAGCGUGACAUUUGGGACACUGCCUCUCCGUGUGUCUUGUGUGUAGGAGAGCUUUCCUCCCAACGGUGUAUCUCAGGUGUUAGGUGCUGCUCCUUAGCUGUUCUCUCUACUACUUCCUCAUUGGAACCGGAACCCUGCUGUUGGGGUUCCAGAACCAGAGGAACGAUAUCAAAUCACCACUGACAGUUUUAAUGCAAGAAAUAUCUAGCUAUGUAAGCAUUCACAUCUGUAUAUGUAUACACAUUUUACUGUAAUAAUACUGUAUUUAUAUGCAUGUUAUUUCAUCAUGAAUUAUAAUGAUGCAUAUAUGUCUUUUGUCGUUGAUGUAUUUUAAUAAACAUUAUAUAUACUGUA
This is a messenger RNA of Oncorhynchus masou masou (cherry salmon), 3072 nucleotides long. Its product is annotated as protein naked cuticle homolog 2-like. Bases 366 to 1961 code for a protein of 531 amino acids. The transcript has 10 exons. Gene Ontology annotation, cellular component: cytoplasm. The record is from RefSeq and is a predicted model, not a curated record. Gene Ontology annotation, biological process: negative regulation of Wnt signaling pathway. Gene Ontology annotation, molecular function: calcium ion binding. NCBI's taxonomy places the organism in Eukaryota, Metazoa, Chordata, Actinopteri, Salmoniformes, Salmonidae.